Molecule: messenger RNA, 4233 nt
Organism: Patiria miniata (bat star)
Lineage: Eukaryota; Metazoa; Echinodermata; Asteroidea; Valvatida; Asterinidae
Product: protrudin-like
Exons: 9
Coding region: 150-1397 (415 amino acids)
Biological process (GO): vesicle-mediated transport; endoplasmic reticulum tubular network formation; protein localization to plasma membrane
Cellular component (GO): endoplasmic reticulum tubular network
Molecular function (GO): metal ion binding
Source: RefSeq, a predicted model, not a curated record
GAAUGAGGGCGUCCUACUACGAAAUCGGUAAUUUAUUCCAUUCAUGUUUGUUUACAUGGCGAGAUCGUACUGAAUUUCGGCAACAGAGUAUUCUAACAACUCUCCAUUGAACCAAUCACGAUGAGUGUCCAUUUCCCACUGAAGGCAGCAUGACAAUGGCCAAUUGUCACAGCAGCAUCAAGAACCCUGACACAAUGGGGACAGGAGACGGACCUACGACUCGCGCUGCCACGCCCGGACCACGCCCAUUGCAAUACAGCGUUAGUAAUCUCGUCGAUGGCGUCCACAGGUUUGAGAAACUGUGCUGGUAUGUUCCGGCUCUGUGGAGGAUUGUUGUCUUUCUAUUCAGAUGGGAGUCACCGUUUUUCACUCUUUCAUUUUGGAUUGCAUCACUCCUCAUUUGCUACUUCAUGAAGUCAGGUCAGAUUCUGGCAAGUAGCCUUGGGCUCCUAUUCCUGGUGGCGGGAAGUGAACGCUUUGUAAAUUUCAAACUCCAAGUAUAUCGCACUCCAGUAACCAAGACCCAACAGUCCAACUCAUCAGCAAACAUUGCUGCGAGCGCCGCCCAAUCGACGGAGCAGACUUCUGCAGAAAUUGAGCAGCAGCAGAAGAGGGGGCGUGAGGUUUUAGCCGAGUACCGCCAGUUGAUGCUGCUGGCCCAGGACUGGCUAAGCAUGGCGUGCGACGUGGUGGAGAGAGUACAUGGAGUGCUUGGCUGGCAAGAUGCAACGUGGUCCCCAGUAUUCUACGGAGGUUGUGGCAUUGCCCUUCUAUUGCUUUGUUUACUGCCGUUGCGAUGGUUCGUCAUGGCAACCAUCAGCAGCAUCCUCUGCUUCAAUCCAGACUUCGUGGCACUCCUGAGACAGGUCUUCAACUCGGCGCUUAGGGACGACUCAUCUGUCAACAACAACAUAGAAGAAACAGAUGCUAGUCGAGUUUUGCCCAAGCAGGAACCCGCAGAUAAGCCGUCCACACUACCUGAGCUGCCCAUCCGUCAUGACAUUCAGCAUCGCCCGCUUCAUCUCUGCCAAAAGAGUAAAUCCCUGGACGAGGCUGGUCCCAAUUAUGCCAAAGUAGCCGCAGCCAGUCGGAAUCGUUCGUCCACCGCGCCGGAACUUCCGACCCUCAAACUGAACUCAGCAGGCCUGCCGGUUGAAGUCUGUUUCCUGUGCGGAACGAUGUUCUCAUCUGUUUUGAAGCGGAGGCGGUACUGCCGAUCCUGUGGCAAUCAGUUCUGCCAGCGUUGCUGCUCCAGAAAACUUCCCCGGGCCGUCUUUGGAGCAACGUCACCAGCUGCUCUGACAGAGAAGGAACUGGUCUGCAAUACCUGCUUCUGUGCGAUGACAGCAGAUGAGGCCAACCAAGUGUCUGGCGGCACGACGAUCGAAGAGCGCUGAAAAGACAAAUGUUUCAGGUCUGAAAAGUGUGGUCAUCAACCCAAAGAGAAAGAAUGAUAAACAGAAAUAUGGGUGCAAUCUGUGAUUAACUGCCUUUCACCACUGUGACCUUGCAAGUGACUCGGGGUCAAAGUGGUGGAGUUUUCUUCAUUCAGUUGAUAAAAAUAAUAUAAAGAUGUGGCAAAAAGAAGGUGGUGAAUUCAAUUUGGUUGAUUUGAGGUCAAUUUGGCGAAGUGUUCUUUCCUUACCUAACACCACUGUGACCUUGCUUCAUGGGUAAGCUACUUUGAGUUGUUGUGGUGACAUUUUCAGGAGAUGGAAAUACAUGUAGUGGCCAAAUGUUAGGGUGGUGCAUUCAAUGUGGUUCACUUGAGGUCAGUUUAGUGUAGUGCACUUUCCCUGCCUUGCACCAUUGUGACCUUGGUUUAUGGUAAUUUGAUUAGGGUCAAGAUGGUGACUUGAUUAUUUCCUUGGCUCUUACUACAGUGAUUAGGUUCAAUUGUUGGUCAGGUCACUGUGGUGAAUUACCACCCAUGGUGAGUUUGUCGAUCUGCUUGUUUUUGAGAUACUGACGAUCAUUUUACUGUUGUCUUUAUCAAAGACGAAUAAAAAUUUACUUAAAAUAGGUCAUACCUUGCGAAAGAAACUGUAAAAAAAAAAACUGCAAAACUUUUUAAACAUUUUGAGUGGCUCCAACUUAAAGAAGUUAAGGACUCGCACCUGUUUUGUUACAAAUUUUGUAGGCAUCACAAAAGGUAUUUUUUGUUAUAUUUUAGUACAAAUUUUAAUACAGAUUUUAGACAUAAAAAGUCCAAGAGAAAAUAAGAGACUUCCCUUUUUGAUUUGUAAGGUUCAACUCGGAAUCGAAUGGGAAUGACUCUAAUUUGACUGUCAAAUUUUGUGCUCAUUGUCAUGUGACAUUUUUCCCCAAUGAUUGGAAGUUCGUGACAACCUUAAAAAGAAAUGCCUAACAAAAUUUGCCUCAACUUAAUGCUUAUAAACGGUCACAUUUAUCGUAACUAUUGGUUGUGAAAAUGAUAAAGAUGUAAUCUUAAUCUUCAACAUUCAUAUCUAAAUUGAUGACAUAUCCAGCUGUGACGUGUUUGAUUGAAAUAUGAUUAACUGUGUACAUGCACCUGGCCUUUGUGAAAUGUUAUCAAGAAAAUUCUGUAAAUUUAUGAAAUUUACCUCAAUGGCCUAGUGUUUUUUUGUGAUUGAAAAAUUUAAAUGUAAUCUUUUUGUUGAAUCUUCUAGCGGUCCUCAAUUUGGUGCUGCCGUUGGAGAGAGAAAGUCAAUUAAUUUAAGGAAAUUGUAAAAAAAAAAGCCAUAUAUUUUUCCAUCUUAUUAAUGACAGAGUGCUUACAACUCUUUACACAAAAUGGUAUCUAUUGCUGUCGAUUAUGUGUCUUCAAACUUUCUAAAUUUUGGAUGUUUUUGCUCUCGGAUAAAAACUGCCAAUUCAAGGUUUUGAGGGAAUUAUCCUUUUUGAAAGCUAUUCAAAAUUGUUCUAUGUACAAUGUACUAACAAUACUUGUGUGUGAUAGUGAACAUUAAUGUGCAUUUGUGUAAUUGAUACUGCAUGUUUGCGUAAGUUGAACACUUCCGAUAAAAGUGAUUUGAUAAUUUGUGAGUUGUAACAAUUUUGGCAAUGAUUCAUUCAUAAACUAGGCCAAUUUACUAACACACUGUCAAAUAGACCUUAUACGUUAGGGCGGGGUCAGAGGGCAGUGGUUUUGUAGGGUUUGAAUAUGCAUGAGUAAACCCUUUGUGCACUCAUUGUUACUGAAUUAAAAUAACAAAGAACAGCCUCCGAGACUCUUCCAAGUCAUAAGGUCUAUGGUUCAUUGGUCAUGUCCUCUUGUUCUACUGUUUCUACAUUGGAUGCUUCAUGUAUUACCUCCGCCAAGGCGGUUAUGUUUUCAUCGGAUUUUGUUAGUUGGUUGGUUGGUUUGUCUGUUAACAAGAUCACUCGGAAAGUCAUGGGCGGAUUUGCAUAAAAAAGUUUUUAGGGGUGGUCCUUGGUACAAGUACAAAUCGAUUAGAUUUUGGAAGUGAUCCGGAUCUGGAUCUAGGAUUUUUUUAAAGGAUUCUUCACCAUUUAUGCGAGUAUUUCUUUUGGGUGUACUGACAAUAUGGCAGGGAAUUGUUUAGCCUUGGCGGAGGUUUGCGCUCUCUAAGUGCUCUCUAGUUGAAAGUGCCCAACAAAUUGUGUGAAAAAGAGAAAGAAAGACCAAAGUUUACUGAAACCUUUCUGUAAAUCUUGAAAAUUAAAAAGCCUUAACAUCUCUCAUCGAAUAAAAAUGUACUCAUCAUCAAAGAAUAUUGAAUAUUCUGCUUAUUAUGUAGAUUUAGAAAUCACUAGAAUUGUAUUCAGUGGUCCAGUAUUUUUUGUGUGAGAAUGUCCGUUAUAAUUAUUCAAGUUUCAUGGAAUGAAAAUCGAAUUUAAUUCAUUUUGGAUUUACGAAAUCGUAGCAUUUUGGUAGAAGCGAAGACUUCAUUCCUAUAUCUAUUCCAGAUGUCACAUUGCCAUGUUUUACAAAUAACCAAUUAAACUUUACUUUUUUAAACAGUAAUGACAGAUAUAGAUGUAAAUUAUAUCUCCAUGAUGUCAACAGAAAUUGUUGUAAAUAAAUAUAUUUAUGUAUUUGUGAGAAUGUAAAACAAAUUAUUGAUGUAACGCUCGAUAAACUUAUGUCUGUAACGUCUGACAACGUACAGUUUGUAACUGAACGAAAUUUUAUUCUUCGAAGUCAUGAAAUUCAGUGUUCUUAAAUUUAAUCUUCAUAAUUGCUUAUGUUUAACAACGAAUAGAAAAUAAAAGCGAAACGUCAAUUAA